This is a messenger RNA of Plectropomus leopardus (leopard coralgrouper), 746 nucleotides long. The record is from RefSeq and is a predicted model, not a curated record. NCBI's taxonomy places the organism in Eukaryota, Metazoa, Chordata, Actinopteri, Perciformes, Serranidae.
GCAAGCGAGUGGAAUCAUAACAUUACACUGAAAGUCUCUUUACUUUCACUCGUAUCGUUUAGUUUCGGCUGUUUGAUUAAACUUUUCCGAUGGCGGCGGUUUCUGACUGUCUUUGACGAGCGGAAGCGGCAGAAAGGCUGAGUGUUUCGUCGGCUGUUGCUGUGAAAUGAAAACAUGUCGCUGGUCGCUGUGAAAGCUAACCGACAGCAGCAGCAGCUAGCUAGCUCACGGCUGUUCGUGUGUGAGGUCUGUCACCGCGCAAAAUGACAAGAAGACGAGCAAAGCAGUGACACGUACAGCUGACAGCAUGUGACACACACACUCGUCUCACACACCAUCAAAAAAGUUGGUUUGAAAGAUGCCUCGCCUGGAAGAGUUGGCCAACGUCGCCCUGAGGGUGCCGAGCAUCCUGCUGCUGGACCUGCUCUACAAAUGUGACAUUGAAGGGUUAACGGAGCACCUCAAGGCCAAAAAUGAAGACAUGCUCUUCAAAUACAAAUAUGUCAUCUGGAACAUGUACUACAUUGGUCAUCUGAUAAACCUGGUGGUGUUGGUUCUGCCGUUGAGACACAUCGUGACGCUCUACCUCCACAUCCUGGCUGCUCUUCUCCUGUACAUGGGGCAUCAGAUUUCCAAGGAUUAUGUUCGUGAGGAGCUGCAGUACGGUUAUGAAGGAGCCGUGUACCGUGAUUCUCUGGCCUUUAACAGAUUUGUCUCUGCGAUGACCAGUAAGUCCUGAAACCUGU